This is a messenger RNA of Lycium barbarum (goji berry), 435 nucleotides long. RefSeq names its product small ubiquitin-related modifier 2-like. Gene Ontology annotation, molecular function: ubiquitin-like protein ligase binding; protein tag activity. Gene Ontology annotation, cellular component: nucleus. Lineage: Eukaryota; Viridiplantae; Streptophyta; Magnoliopsida; Solanales; Solanaceae. Gene Ontology annotation, biological process: protein sumoylation. Bases 114 to 416 code for a protein of 100 amino acids. The transcript has a single exon. The record is from RefSeq and is a predicted model, not a curated record.
AAGUGAUUUAUUCUCCCAAAAAGUGAGAAGUAAAAUUUUCCCUCUCAUCACCUCUCUGUAUUUUUUUUCUUUCAUUUCUCCAUCUACUUUCUCAAGAAGAAAUAACAAAGAAAAUGACUGGAGAUAAGAGAAACAAGAGACCAUUAGAAGAGCCAACUGAUGCACUAAAGCUCAAAUUUGCAUCUCAGGAUAGUACAAUUGUCUAUUUCAGAGCUAAUCCUAGUUCAAUGAUGAAGGAAAUAUUCAAGGCUUAUUGUAAGAAAAAGCAAAUAAUAGAUUACAAAACAGUUCGCUUUUUCUGCGAUGGCCAACGUCUUUCACCUAACAGGACUGUAAAUGAGCUUGGGUUAGAAAAUGAUGAUCAGAUUGAUGCUAUGCUGUAUCAACAUGGAGGAGGGCCUGCACACCCAAUUUGAAGAACAUAUCAUAGCUGAG